UCAGGACACCCCUCAGCUUGUAAGGACACAAACAUGGCGGCCUCCUUGCGGCUGGGGCGUCAAGGAAUUUUAACCGGUUUGAGAUUAGUAAAAAUUAAAAAAUGUCCAUGGACAGCACAUACGUUUCGGGAGCAAGUCAGAAGCUUAUUUCAGUCUCCGUCUUUCUUUGGUCUCCCCCCACUGAAGGUGCAGAUGCCUGCCCUGUCGCCCACCAUGGAGGAGGGCAACAUCGUCAAAUGGCUCAAGAAGGAAGGUGAGGCAGUGGCAGCCGGCGAUGCUUUGUGUGAAAUUGAGACGGACAAAGCUGUGGUCACCAUGGAGUCUAGUGAUGAUGGUGUCCUAGCAAAAAUUCUGAUGGAAGAGGGCAGCCGUAGUGUGCGUCUGGGGACGCUCAUCGCUCUGAUGGUGGAGGAAGGAGAGGACUGGAAGAAAGUGGAAAUCCCACCCCCAGAACCUAUAGCUGCUGCAGCUCUGCCCACACCCACUCCAGCCGCCGCCCCUCCGCCAGCGCAAGCUCCGCCUCCACCCCCUCGCCCAGCCACCACUGGACCGCUGCGAUUGAGUCCUGCUGCGAGACACAUCUUGGACACACACGGCCUUGACCCUAAACUGGCCACGCCCACUGGAAUUCGAGGCCUCAUUACUAAAGAAGACGCCCUGAAUCUGCUGAAGAAGGUGGGCACCACGGGCAAACCCGCCCCGGCCGUAUCUGCCCCUGCCCCGGCCCCCACACCUGCCCCAGCCCGGGCAGCAGCAGCCCCUGCACCCCCGCCGCCCUCCGGACGGCCGUUGUACCCCCCCAUCUCUGUCCCCGGAAAACCAGGGGCCCCUGGCACGUUUUCCGAGGUGCCAGCAACGAACAUACGCCGUGUGAUUGCCCAGCGCCUCACAGAGUCCAAAACCACCAUCCCUCACGCAUACGCCACUGUGGACUGCGACAUGGGGGCUGUGCUCAAGCUGCGCAAGGAGCUGGCCAAAGAGGACAUCAAAGUGUCCGUCAACGACUUUAUCAUCAAAGCAGCCGCAGUCACACUUAGAGAGUUACCUGAAGUCAACGUCACCUGGGCGGGCGACGGCCCCAGAGCCUUGGGCUCCAUCGACAUUUCCAUCGCCGUGGCGACGGACCGAGGCCUCAUCACCCCCAUCAUCAAGGAUGCGGCCGGCAAGGGCGUGCAGGAAAUCUCCUCCAGUGCCAAGGCUUUGGCUCAGAAGGCUCGGGAUGGGAAACUAUUGCCUGAGGAGUAUCAGGGUGGAUCAUUCAGCAUCUCUAAUCUGGGCAUGUUUGGCAUCAGCGGCUUCAGCGCCGUCAUCAACCCUCCUCAGGCCUGCAUCCUGGCUGUAGGAACCUCGCGCACCGAGCUGCGGCUGACCCCUGACGCCCAGGAUGGCUCGGGGCCUGCCCUGUGCGCCCAGCAGCUCAUGACCGUCACCUUGUCCAGCGACGGGCGUCUGGUGGACGACCAGCUGGCCUCGCGGUUCCUGGACAAGUUCCGCGCCAAUCUGGAGCAACCACAACGCAUGCAGCUAGCGUAGAGAGGAAGCAAGAUGGACGGAUGAAAAAAAAGAGGGAGAAAAGGGAGGGAAGGGCAGAAAAGAAAAGUGUAGAAGAGUAGAAGUGCAGCACUGGUGAUGAAAGAGGGACAGGGGCAAAGGAAAGGGGAGAACAGGUUACCUUAAGAUGGUGUUAACAUGGUCAGACCAAAACUCAAGGGAGAGCCAACACACUACAGGGUCCAUGACCACCACCAUUCAGAGCAGCUUCACUUUCAGUCCCAACUGUCAAAUGUACCAUCAUUUCAAAUUUAAAUGUGUACAAACUUCAACCAGAGGGGUCCAUGUGUCAUCCAAGAAUCAACGUGUCAGCUGAUGCCAAGUGCUCAUGUCUAAUUUUGUAAAUUUUUCAGCAUACAGUAUAUAUAUAUAUAUAUAUAUAUAUAUAUAUUAUAUACUCUUACAUAAAUCCGUAAAUAAACAAACAUUCUGACUCUUUCUGACAGUUGGUUUUAGCGCCUGGACUCCGCUGAAUCAGUUUGCGCAAUGUUGCUCAAUGCAUCCUGUCAGUAAGAUUGUGUAAAGAUAUCCACCCAUCCACUGUGAUGUAUUUUUUUUUUUCAUGUCAUGUUUAUAGUGUGCAUUAACUUAUUUGAAAAACAUGUCAUCUAAUAAAAACCUGGCCAUGACAAGC
This is a messenger RNA of Alosa sapidissima (American shad), 2185 nucleotides long. It is a transcript of the gene pdhx, whose product is annotated as pyruvate dehydrogenase complex component X. Lineage: Eukaryota; Metazoa; Chordata; Actinopteri; Clupeiformes; Clupeidae. The coding region runs from base 34 to 1533 and encodes 499 amino acids. Gene Ontology annotation, molecular function: acyltransferase activity. Gene Ontology annotation, cellular component: mitochondrion; pyruvate dehydrogenase complex. Gene Ontology annotation, biological process: pyruvate decarboxylation to acetyl-CoA. The record is from RefSeq and is a predicted model, not a curated record. The transcript has 11 exons.